Nerophis ophidion (straightnose pipefish) is the source of this 4762-nucleotide messenger RNA. RefSeq names its product phospholipid phosphatase-related protein type 5-like. The transcript is spliced from 8 exons. Gene Ontology annotation, molecular function: phosphatidate phosphatase activity. Gene Ontology annotation, biological process: signal transduction; phospholipid dephosphorylation; phospholipid metabolic process. NCBI's taxonomy places the organism in Eukaryota, Metazoa, Chordata, Actinopteri, Syngnathiformes, Syngnathidae. The coding region runs from base 465 to 1499 and encodes 344 amino acids. The record is from RefSeq and is a predicted model, not a curated record.
ACAUUCUCUCAUUCCCAUUUCCCACCCCUUGCUUUUUGCCCUCCUCCUCUCCGCCUUUCUCUCCCACACAGACAUGCAGAUGCGCACACGCUUGCUCUCCAUCCCCCUCUCUUUCUUUCCCUCCACAUCCUCUCCCUUUCACCAGCAGCGACACACAGCAUCCUCUUUCUUCCCGAGCCCGUGGAUCCUUUGACUCGACUAAUUAGCCCUGAAGAUCAUCAUCUUCACGGCAGCAACAAAGCAGCGGACUGCAGACAGAUCUAGGUGCAGGGUGUCUGGCACGAGCCUGUUUUCUCUUCACUCUCAGCCUCUUGGACUUUUUAGUGAUCCAACCGCAGAAGUAAGAGGAGGUUCUGCCCGUGAAGAAAUCCCGAGAACAAAUCACAGCAUGGGAAAAUCCUAGUGGAGGCGAGGACUUGACGGAGGCUCUGCAGGUGACAGCUCGAAACAAACGGGGGUUAAAGAUGAUCGACACACGGCUGGUGGCCCAGAGGCGAGAGAUGAAACUUCUGGAGGACAGCGGCCAGCAGAAGACCAGCACCUACAUUGUGCCCUGCUUUCUCCUCGUCGAGUUGGUCAUCAUGGCAGGGACUGUUUUGCUGGCGUACUACUUUGAGUACACGGACACCUUCCCCGUGCACAUCCAGGGCUUCUUCUGCUUCGACAAAGCCUACUCCAAGCCGUACCUGGGACCGGAGGACUACAGCAAGGCGCCGCCUGUCCUCGUCUACUCCCUCGUUACCGCCAUCCCCACUGUGACGAUUCUGAUUGGAGAAGUGACCGGUUUCUUUGUCAAGUCCGAGGCGGCUCAGGAGAAGACCAUCGUGACCGCCGACUGCUGUUAUUUCAACCCUCUUCUUCGGAGGAUCGUGCGCUUUCUGGGUGUCUACUCCUUCGGCCUCUUCACGACCACCAUCUUCGCCAACGCGGGUCAAGUGGUGACAGGAAAUCAGACGCCUCACUUCCUGACGACCUGCAAGCCCAACUACACGGCUCUGGGGUGCCAGUCCUCGCUGCAGUACAUCACCGAGCAGCGCGCCUGCACAGGGAACCCUUACUUGGUGGCGUCCGCCCGGAAAUCCUUCCCGUCCAAGGACGCGGCGCUCAGCUUUUACUCGGCCGUCUACACCGUGAUGUACGUGACCCUGGUGUUCCGCACCAAAGGGACCCGUCUGACCAAGCCGACGCUGUGCCUGGUGCUGCUGUCUCUGGCUGUGCUCGUGGGGGUGGUGAGGGUGACGGAGCACAGGAACCACUGGAGUGACGUCCUGGCUGGGUUUGUCACCGGAGGCGCCAUCGCCGCCUUCCUGGUUUCCUGUGUGAUCAACAACUUCCGGCCGGCCCAAACGGCGGGGCCGAGCCCUCCUGCGCCUGCGGCUCCGCAUUCUUCGGAGACCUCGGCCGGUAUCCCCCUGCUCAGUCUGCCUCGUGUUGAGAGUCCACUCGAAAAGUUAAGUGGCCACCAGACUCCAGGGAUACUGUAUUCUGAGAUCACAUGACCAUCAGCCAAUCCCGCGCCCCACCCCUGUGCACCAUCCCCUCCGGCGAUGCCUCACCAGCUCAGUCUAGACCUGCCCGGCGACAGCGCCCCGUCUUGCCCCGCCCACCGGGGGGUGCGGCUUUCUCUCCGUCGGGUGAAGUCCACCCAGGUGUGAAGGUCCCACGGACUGUACUUCUUUGCGAGACGGGCACACCUGGUCUUGUAGAGACGAGUGGACGAAAGGCUGAAUGGAAGCCAGCGCUGUUGAAGCAAUACAUGGCCGCCUCCUCCCUGGUCCCCACAAAGACUUGUUGACCAGUGGAUCUCACUCAGGACUGUUCACUGUGGGGAAGGAGGAUUCAAAGUCAACAAAACGCUGCUUCAAGACAGCACUUUUUUUAAGUCCAGGGGUGUCCAAACUUUUUCCACCGACAAAAACUCCAAUAUCCUUAAUGAAUCAUUUCAUCUUGAUUAAUUAAACACGCUAAGAUCCGCCAAUUGUUGGUCAAUAUAUGCUAAGCUGUGAAAUAAAUGUAAAUAAAAAUAAAAAUGGUACUACUAUUGUUUUUAUUUCGUCAACUAAAUUGCCUUUUCAAACCCGCUGGAAAAACGUACCAAAUCUUUGCGAGCGCGCGUGUUCUAGCAACCCGUGGCCGCCAUGACGGGACGCACGAAAAUCAUGGAAGACCAUAUACUGUAGAGACACACAGGAAGUCGGCCAUUUAGGUUCGCAGGUGCCCUUUUUUGGGCGGGGAAUUUGGGCCGUCUGCGUUUUUUCUUUGUUUUGUGUGUAACGUUCAAAUGGUAUUUAUUAAGCCAGGAUUUAGCAUUUAUCACGUAGUUUUGUGUUUACUUUCACCAUCCAAAAAUCACCCAAAAACCUAAAUCUGCGUUAGAUAUAUAUAUAUAUAUAUAUAUAUAUAUAUAUAUAUAUAUAUAUUAUAUUAUAUUUUUUUUUAUUUUUUUUUUUAAUGUAAAAGUGUCUACAAAGUGUAGGGAUGAACGGUUAAUCGUACUUAACAGUACUUUUUUUGUGUGUUCAGGUGGUAAAAUAAAAGCUAACUUUUUAAAAUAAUAAAUAUAUAUUUUUUAUUUAUAUUUAACCACUGAGCACAGCUGUUAUAUCUUAGAGGGUUUUCCUAGUUGUGUUGCCAUGGCCAGUAAGUAGUAAUAAUAAAAAAGAAUACAUUUUAUUGGUAAAAAGCACUUUACAUUGAGUAAACAAUAGGGGUGUGGGAAAAAAUCGUUUCGAAUACGUUGUGCGAUUCAGAAUCGAUUCUCUUUUUUUUUUUUUUAAAUCGAUUUUUUUUUUUAUCAAUCCAACAAACCACUACACAGCAAUGAAUACAGAAAUGUUUUGAAUCAGAAAAAUUUAGUUUUGAAUCAAGAAUCGAAUCGAAAAAAAAUCGAUGUAUUAACGAAUCGUGACCCCAAGAAUCGAUAUUUAAACAAAUCGUGGGACACCAAAGAUUCGCAGCCCUAGUAAACAACCUCAAAGUGCUACAGUGUAUUAAAAAAAAUAAAAAUAUAAUAAAAAUAAAAACUAUAAUGUUUAGUCUUUGCCAUUAGGUUUGAAUGUGCCAGUCUUGUCUUUUGUUGAGCCUUACAAAGUGUUUACACUGUAAAUAUUGUAUUUAUUACAGUUACCUUGGUUGAAGUUUCAAUUUGCAAAUUUGGAGGCGUUGAACUGGCCAUGUAAAAUAGCUAAUACUAAUCAGUAGCACGCAUACGGCAUUUUCAAUGUAAAUUAGCAUCAUUGGGAAAGAGAAGCCUUACUUUAGGGCGCUUUCUAUCAAGCAGGCACUGAAAAAUUGCUACAUUAGCAAGAGGCUGUCCGCUACAAAUGACAGCACACGCAAUAAAAGGUAUUGAAAUAUGUCACUGAUUGACUUUACCUAAAUCCGUAGUACCGAUGGAAUUCAGUACCCGUCCCUAAACAAGUUUAAUAAUCCCUUUUAACUUAUGAUGCAUACAUGUAUGAAAUAUACAAACUCAUGAACACAUUUAGCAAACAAAAGUCACUGUAGUGAAAUACUGAUUAUAGGUACUAACUUCCUGUACUGUGUUAUGUACACAACACAUGUUUUUUGUAGUGUUUACUUCUGUAGCUGUAUGUAGAAAUAGUGCCUGUUAAAUGGCAGCGGGUUGCAUCAGCUCUGUGCUCUCUUAAUGUCUAUAAUGUUCUUUGACGUUUCCCUCUAGUUUUCAUGUGUUUCUACCUUAGGUUUUGUGUACUUCUUGUAUCGACCACAUAAAUAAAGUCGAUCUUACCCUAAAUAAAGUGUUCCAUUCCAAGAAUACUGUUUUACAGUCACGCCUGAGAAGGAAUUUCAAAGCCAUGAUGCGUUAGUUGGUCACUUGAUGGCAGUGUUUGCUUAUCUUCCCGCCCAAACAGCUGCUCAUGCUUUUUUUGUUUGUUUGGUUUAAUAUCGUCAAUAAGAUUGCGGCGUCAUGUUUUAUGUUUCAUACCAACGAUCGAAAAAAAUCACAAUUUUCAUCAUAAAUCCGGUUUCGCCGAACCAAUUUUCGCCGUUUAAAGAUUUGUCUGCAGUUUGAAGUCGGCACUUGGCGUCCGUUGCAAGGUUCUCUGCACGAUAUGUUCUGGGCCCAAAAAAUAAAAAAUAAAAAUAUAAAAAUAAGCAAAUUGCGCUUUGGACACCCCUGCUUUUACCGAAAUGUGAUUUCAUUUUUCAUUUUUUUUUAAGGAAAGCACUCAUUAAGUUUGUUUUGGGAGUGGCUUAAUAUUGUCUGGGACAACGCCAACAAUACCCAAGUUCACGCACGUGUUCCUUCUUUUCCAGCUAAAUCAAAAGCGGCGUCUCGGACCAACAUGUGUAAGUUUUGUACAGUAGACUAAGGGUUUCUUUACACACUAUAUGAUCAUUAUUACUGUCUUUACGUUUAGUGUGAGAUGGAAAUGUUCAAGGGGCCCGGGCCUCGAUCUCACAUGAUGUUUGUACUCUUGUGUAUUUAAACUGCAAUAGUUUGGUUUUCUGGGGGUUGCUGAAGACCAUGGUCACUGGUUCUUGACAGCUGUUCUCUGAGCAGGAUAGGGCCCCUUAUUCAGUUUAGGACUAAGGGAAAGAGUGUAUUGAGGUUUUGUAGUGUGUGUGUGCGUGUGUGUUAAUAAGCACAUUGAACAAUAGCACAGCUGUUAUUUAUCCGUUUUCUUAAGGUAUACAGUGGGGCAAAAAAGUAUUUAGUCAGCCAUCGAUUGUGCAAGUUCUCCCACUUAAAAUGAUGACAGAGGUCUGUAAUUUUCAUCAUAGGUACACUUCAACU